ACUUCUAUGGUGGCUACAUCGAAAGCAACCCACUCGAGGCAGCAACGUCCGUGAAGCCACAGAUUAACGAAAUCAACUUGUGACAAAGUUGUUCAAUACACUUUGCAGUUAAUAGCAUUAGGCUUGAAUGCAUACGGCGAUAUUUUGAGUUAUUAGCUUUCAAUACCCUUGAAAAUGAGCUGAAUGGCUACAUUGAGUGGCAAUGUCGAACUGAACACGAGGAAUACGUUUGCAUGCGGCAGCUUAGGGUGUAAUCAGUGGAAGGCGCUGACGGGUGACAGAAGCAUGAUAAAAUACAGUGAUUUUUGAACAUGUGUUCAUUGACUGCUCUUUUGGAAUCGGGCUUUUCACACAUUGUAAACAUGCGUGGAAACUAAAUAUAUUUCAUGCGUCUUCAUGUGGGGGUUGAAAGUAGAUGAGAAACUGAGAAAAUGUGCAUAUAUAGAUAGUUACUGAAAAUGUAACAUUAUUUAAUGGUUAUAUUUUUAAUUACAUGCUGAAGAGGAACGCACACGUAUUUGAAACGACAUGUGAUGAAACUAGCUGAACAUAAGAAAUCAAACUAAAGACAAACUAUGCACAACAAAUACAAUUGUAGGGUGACAUUUAAAUGAGAUGUUUUCAAUGACUAGACAAGAAAAUCAGUAAAUAAUAGAUAAAACAAAACACAGGUAAUGCAAUUUUAUUCAAAACUGUAUAUCUUUAUUUUUUAGCAGCCUAUAGGAGCAUCAGAGUGAAAUAAUCAUAAGAUCUGAAGGCACAGGUUCUUUAUGUGUCAGUUGGAUUGUAGUAAUGUUGUUAGCAGCAAUGCAACUCCAGUUAAUAAUUUUAAUCUUGAGUCCUUGAGGCCUCGAAUGUGGUUUUAAGAUCUUUAUUAUUUUAACCUGUAUUGUGCCUGGAAAGUGCAUAUUCCGAUAAUAAAUGUGGUAGUAAUUAAUUGACCUCAAACUAAAUGAUGCACAACCCUGUACAGACAGUGGAGCAAGAGGAAGUCGAUAGAGGCUCGACAGCUUUUUUUUUUACCUCAUGGCCAGAAACAAGUAAACUCAGCCAUCCAUUAGCAAAGAUAUUUGUUACAGAGCAGAUGUAUUGAGGUAUACUGGGGUAUAUCGAGGCUGUUUGUGUGUUAUGACUACAGAAACAGUAUAACUAACCUGACUAUUAAUAUCAGUUUUGAUAUAUCUCACAAUGGUAAUAAUGACAAUAAUCUCAAUUAUUAUCUGUACUAUUUAUCUUUGGAGAAGAGUUGUAGUUGUUCAAAUGACCACUAGAGGGUAACAAACACUCACUAUCAGUUUGAGUAUUUGAAGCUAAGUAACCACUGAAAACUAUCACUGAGUUGAUCAUGUACUUAAAACAAUUAUACAUAUAUAUUGUCAGACUGUGGGCUGUCAUAAUGUCUGCAAUGGAUAAAGGAUCUGAAUGUACAUUUGACUGUGUCUCCUGAAACCAAAGUUGUUUUUUUUUAAUAAAAUGGCAAAUUUAUAAAAUGUCAAUAGUUGUAUACACAGCAGUUUACAGAUACCAGUGUAUUACUUGUAUUAAAACAGGUAAAUACAACAUGAAUUGAGGAGAUAAGUUUCUUCAUGUGUGCAGCUUGACAGAAGCCUGUGCACAGAUGCAGAGCUGCAUGGUCAUUGUAGGAGCAGAAAAGUCAACUAUCCACUCAACAGAGCUACUCUGAGCUACUUCUGCUUUGCAUACUGAGUCUCUGUCCAACAGCCAUUAUACUUCACUAGAUUAUGACAGCAACACCGAUAGAGGAUGACAUAUUACCACAUGGAAUGUCUUUUUACUUUGUUGUCUACUUGUUUUGCUAUUUGACAAGACAUGUAAAACAUCCAAACGAUGAGGAAAUUACCUGGUUUCAUUUUACUUCUACGUCGUCCGGUUGUGUGAUGAUGCAUCUGUUUUGCAACAACAUCCUGCCUUUCUCCAUGCUGAUAACGUCAGCCCUGGUGAGUGCCAGUGUGUCGAACAACUUCAAAGACUGCAGACAUUUCUUCUACAUGCAGACACCACCUGCAGGGAUGAAAGGAACCAGCCUGAGGAGGAUUUGCCAGAAGUAUGCAGACAAACUGCGCUAUGCCACUUUGUAUGACAGCAGUCGCCACCUCCCCCUCUACUCAGCCUACAUCUUUAAGAAGAGUGAUGGGAAGAAGAGGAUGAACACGCCAUGGAUGUAUGAGCCACAGUUGGUUUCUGAUGACGAGAGUGGCAACAUGAGAGUGCUUCCCCUUACUGAAGACACCCCUCCUCUGAUUGAGGACAGUCAGGCCGUGUUGGACGACUACACAGAUGCUGUAGAAUACAGACGGGGCCUACUGAACCCAGACCUGCACCAAUCAGACCCAGAUGAUAAGUCCUCCACAUAUACUCUGACCAACGUAGUCCCAUUAAUCACACACUUCCUGGAUACUUCCUGGAACCCAUACUUGGACAUCAUUCGCCGUCGCCUCAACAACUUCUGCCACGGCAACUCUUUCAUGGUGACAGGGGUGACUGUUUCUGGGGCAACCAUCCAGCGAGAUAACAGGGACCGCUUGGCGAUCCCAAAACAUGUAUGGUUGGCUUACUGCUGCCCACAGUUUGAUCCGAACUCUCCCUAUGAGGUGAGGUUCAUGUUCCCAAGUUAUGGGGGUUAUGCACUGAAUGAACAGAAUGACCACAGUGUGGUGGAAGUCCCUCUGAAGACUCUGGAGAGCUUUCUGAAGAGCCAGACAGACUUAGGCAGUGACCUGACUAUUUUCUACAAGGGCUGUGUGUCAGAAAAUACCUUCAAAAAGAAGAGAGAGCUGACCGAGGGCUCAACAUCUUGAACCUGCAUGCACAGUCACAGAUGAUGCCUGUGAGGAAAAGCAGCUACUGUAUAAAUAGAACUAACUCAUGUAAACUUUAAUAAAAGCAGUG
Molecule: messenger RNA, 2910 nt
Organism: Scatophagus argus
Lineage: Eukaryota; Metazoa; Chordata; Actinopteri; Scatophagidae
Product: endonuclease domain-containing 1 protein-like
Exons: 2
Coding region: 1743-2819 (358 amino acids)
Molecular function (GO): metal ion binding; nucleic acid binding; hydrolase activity
Source: RefSeq, a predicted model, not a curated record